AUGACAAGUAAAAAAUUUAAUAAUAUAAUUAUAUUACUUUUUUCCUUGUCUGUAUUUUUGGUUUUUUCAACACCAUUAGAUAGAAAAAAAUUUAAUCGAAAAAAUAUUCUAAUUAAUGGAAGACCAUGGCAUGGAUUUAAACCUAUUUUAAAUUUAGAAAAAGAAGAUUAUCCAAAUAAAGGAAUAGCUACAAAAGGAUUUUUUAUAAAUAAAAUAGAUCAUUUUGAUAGUAAAAAUACUGCAACAUACAAACAACGUUAUUGGUACAAUAAACAAUGGUAUCGUGCUGGAGGUCCAGUUUUCUUAAUGUUAGGAGGAGAGGCUGCAGAAAGCCCUGCAUGGGUUGAGAGAGGAGAUUUUGAAUGGACAAAAUUGGCUCAACAUCAUAAAGCUAUGGUAUUUUUAUUAGAACAUAGAUAUUAUGGUAACAGUAGACCAACAUCUGAUAUGUCAACAGAAAAUAUGAAGUAUUUAUCAUCAAGACAAGCUAUUGAAGAUGCUGCUUCUUUUAUUAGAGGAAUGAAUGAAAGAUUUGAUUAUACAAAUAAUACAAAAUGGGUUGUCUUUGGUGGUAGUUAUUCAGGAGCUUUAGCUGCAUGGGCCAGACAAUUACAUCCAGAAUUAAUUUUUGCUGCUGUUGGUUCUUCAGGACCUGUUCAAGCUGAAGUUGAUUUUUAUCAAUAUCUUGAUGUUGUAAAGAAUAGUUUAUUAACCUACUCAUCUGGGUGUGGUAAUGACUUAGAAAGUGGUUUACAACAAUUAGAAAAACUUGUUGCAACUACAAGUGGACAAGAACAAAUUGGUAGUAUGUUUAAUCUUUGUAAAAAAUGGGAUCAAUUAUCAAAUGAAGAUAUUAAAUAUUUUUGGUUAACUAUUAUUGGAACUUAUAUGGGUGUUGUUCAGUAUUCUGGUGAUAAUGUUGGUGAUUAUAGAGGUUUUUAUUCAAUUAAAAAUCUUUGCAAAUAUCAUCUUGACAAAUCAUCCAAUCCUCUUGAUCAUAUUAAAAAUGUUUAUAAUGAUUAUGGUGGUUAUUCUCAAUCAUGUUUAGAUCCUAAUUAUAAUGAAUAUAUUAGAUAUCUAAGACUAACUGAUUGGAAUUCAGAAAUAUCUGAUGAUAGAGCAUGGACAUAUCAAACAUGUACAGAAUUUGGUUAUUAUCAAAGUACUGAUAAUGAUGCUUCAACUUAUUGGGGUAAUAUAAUUGAUUCUAAUUGGUAUGUUAAACAAUGUACCGAUAUUUUUGGAAGUUCUAUUACAAAUUCAACAGUUUACUUGUCUGUUGCUGGUACUAAUAGUUUCUAUGGUGGAGCUAAUGGAUUCAAAGCAACAAAUGUAAUUCUUCCAAAUGGUAUUGUUGAUCCAUGGCAUGCUCUUGGUGUAUUAACUAGAACAAACAAUUUUAAUUAUCCAGUUAUAAUUAAUGGAACUGCACAUUGUGCUGAUAUGUAUCCCUCUUCUCCAGAUGAUUUACAAAGUUUAUCUCUUGCUAGACAAACUAUUGCUACUACUUUAGCUAAAAUAUUAUCUUAA
Molecule: messenger RNA, 1530 nt
Organism: Strongyloides ratti
Lineage: Eukaryota; Metazoa; Nematoda; Chromadorea; Rhabditida; Strongyloididae
Product: Peptidase S28 family-containing protein
Exons: 1
Coding region: 1-1530 (509 amino acids)
Biological process (GO): proteolysis
Molecular function (GO): dipeptidyl-peptidase activity; serine-type exopeptidase activity
Source: RefSeq, a predicted model, not a curated record